This is a messenger RNA of Sinocyclocheilus grahami, 345 nucleotides long. Its product is annotated as dual specificity mitogen-activated protein kinase kinase 5-like. The transcript has 3 exons. NCBI's taxonomy places the organism in Eukaryota, Metazoa, Chordata, Actinopteri, Cypriniformes, Cyprinidae. The annotation marks the transcript as partial. Gene Ontology annotation, molecular function: protein binding. The record is from RefSeq and is a predicted model, not a curated record.
ACUGUUAGUGAGCUAAGCAGCUAGCCGUCUAGCCUGCUGCACAGCUGCUGUGUGUCUGGGAAUCUGCUCUGAAAGCCAAGAUUAUGUCUCUCGAUGUGCUUCUGUUAUGCUGUUACUUGUUUUGAAUAACCUGUGCAGCAUGGAAUCUGAGGGAAUCGUCAUUCGGAUAAAGACACCGGUGGGAGACAUGGACUCCUCAGUGGACUGUCCAUCACAUCUCAACUUCAAUGAUUUGCUGGCCGCGAUCAGGGAUGUCAUGCCUGAAGCCACAGUCACAGCUUUUGAAUAUGAGGAUGAAGUUGGCGACCGAAUCACAGUUCGCAGUGAUGAGGAGCUCAAAGCCAU